CUUCUAUUGAAUGUCAAAGCCAAGGAUAAUUGGCGAAUUAGCCAUUGUCGCUUAUAAAGCAGUAAGAUACUUUAAUAUUACCUUGUAUAGAAUAAACUAACUCAAUAAGCAAUUAGCGAGAUCUACCCAAUCGCGAAGUACACAGAUGCAACUCUUGGCAAAUAAAAAGCUGGACUCAUCUCUUUCUCUUUUUAUGUAUAAUAGAUUGUUGGUAAACAAGACCCCUUUGUCGUAUUUCGCUUGGGCGAAAAUUUAAGAAAGACAAAGACUGACUAUAGAGGUGGCCAACAUCCUCUUUGGGAUGAUCAGGUCAACAUGCCUGUUCCUGAAAAGAAGAAGAUGAUGGUUGUUCAAAUCUAUGAUGAAGAUUCAAAAAGAGAGGAGUUGAUUUCCGAGUGUGAUUUGGAUAUAUCUAAGGUGUUAGAAGAAGGAGAACAUGAUGGCUGGUUUCCUUUACAGUACAAAGGCCGACCUGCUGGUGAAAUUUAUUUAGAAAUGACAUUUUAUUCUGCGGCUCCACCACCAAAAAGACAGCCCACCCGUUAUGGAAUGCGACCCAAGCAACACGGAGGAUAUGCUCCUCCUGUACCCAACGUUGGUCACCCAGCACAGCAUUAUCCUUACCACCCAACGCAACCAUCCAAUGCUAGACCACUUCCACCUGCCCCUGCUGAAUCACAUUCAACGCCUACAAGUCACCUUGGUCAAUAUCCACCAACGCAUCCAUCUGUACCGCCAUCUAUACAACCAUCUCCCUAUACUGGUGCUUAUCCUCCACCUGCACCAACGUCUUCUAUGUCGUCGGGUUCUCAGCCUCCAUCUGGUAGACCUGCAUCAUACACUGGUCCUCAAAGCGUCAAUCAUAUCAAUAGACCUACUUCCCCACCUGCCGCCACACCUAAUCCAAACAGUCAUUUGGCUCCUGGUGCUGGACAUGCUCCUCUCUUGUCUUCGCCCUACAACCCCUCUGCCACUAUUAGUUCGGGUGCGUCCUCUCACUCUAAUUAUGGUUACCCACCUUCUAAUCAUGGAGGCUAUCCACCUUAUUCAAACAACAACAAUAACAAUAACAGAAAUAGCUAUCCUCCACAGACAAACAGCCCUUAUCCACCCUAUCCACCUUCCAGCAACCAAUUCCACAGGUUUCCUGAGCCCCAACAAUUUCCUCACGGUGGCGGUUAUCCUCCUCAGCAAGCCGAUCCAUUGGGAACACCAUUUGCUGCUCAUCAAGGAAGCUUUUAUUCACCUAAUCCAGGAAAUUACCCUCCUCGUCCUUAUCCUCCUCAACAUCAAAACAUGGGCGGAUACCCUCCACAGCAUUCCAACAAUGGAUAUCCACCUUAUUAAAAAAAAAAAGGAGCAAUCUGAAGUAGUUUAUUAUUAUAUUAUU
Messenger RNA from Rhizopus microsporus ATCC 52813, 1390 nucleotides. RefSeq lists its product as uncharacterized. Bases 316 to 1347 code for a protein of 343 amino acids. The transcript is spliced from 5 exons. The record is from RefSeq and is a predicted model, not a curated record. Lineage: Eukaryota; Fungi; Mucoromycota; Mucoromycetes; Mucorales; Rhizopodaceae.